AUGUCUUCUACUAUCACAGCAACGAAAGCGCCUCAGACCAUCAGGGUCGAAAGCAAAGAUAAUAUGAAGUCAACCUGGCGUCGCAGUGAUAGGCGCACUUGGAAGAUCGGCCACUGGAUUAUCGAGCGGCUGGGGUUAUACCAUGAUGAGCUUGACCAGCCUGCACCUAUUCACUCCAAGGCUGAAUCAGUGCCAUAUGUCCCUCAUUGGCAGUUCCACAGAUGGAUUUUGGUGCACGCAACUAUACCUCUCAUCCUCCAUCAAGGGUUUAUAUCCUUGACCGGACACAAUGUACACCCAGUAGCAGCCUUUAUAUUCUACAGUGUAGCGAUCAAGGCCGUUGCCAUCCAUCAAAUUAAUACCAUGCGGGCUCUUGGUCAACGUUACGGAUAUCUCGAUGGCGACAAGCACGAACGCGAUGGUGUUCCUGACAAAAGCGUCCGAAUCGUCCUAGAGUCACUAGUUUCGACCGCCACAUUCCGAUCUAUGAUGGCAGUCAUUUUAGCUUAUCGUCGGGACGAAGCACCAAGCAAAAUGAAUUGGAUGCUCCUUCCGCUCGAGAUAGGCUUCUAUGGUGUCGUGUUGGACUUUUGGUUUUACUGGUAUCAUCGACUGAUGCACGAGGUCGACUCAUUGUGGAAGUACCAUAAGACACACCACCUUACCAAACACCCGAACCCUCUUUUGACACUCUUCGCGGACAGUGAGCAAGAGUUUUUCGAUAUUGUCGGCAUUCCCUUCCUGACAUGGGCGACACUCAGGCUUGUGGGGCUGCCCAUGGGUUUUUACGAGUGGUGGUUCUGUCAGGAGUAUGUCAUUUUCACCGAAUUGACGGGACACAGUGGGUUGCGUCUCUACGCCACAACUCCAACACCUUUUGCAUGGCCACUUGAAUUGUUUCAUUGCGAACUAGUCCUCGAGGACCAUGAUCUUCAUCAUCGAAAAGGAUGGAAGGCGAGCGGCAACUACGGCAAGCACACACGAUUGUGGGAUCGUAUUUUUGGAACAUGUAUGGAAAGAAUCGAAUGUGCCUCAGAAUCUGCUGACUAUACAAAUACGGCGGUCAUCCCAUUAUUGUGA
This is a messenger RNA of Colletotrichum orchidophilum, 1080 nucleotides long. Its product is annotated as fatty acid hydroxylase. The coding region runs from base 1 to 1080 and encodes 359 amino acids. Gene Ontology annotation, molecular function: C-4 methylsterol oxidase activity; iron ion binding. The transcript has a single exon. Gene Ontology annotation, biological process: ergosterol biosynthetic process. Lineage: Eukaryota; Fungi; Ascomycota; Sordariomycetes; Glomerellales; Glomerellaceae. The record is from RefSeq and is a predicted model, not a curated record.